This is a messenger RNA of Dipodomys ordii (Ord's kangaroo rat), 359 nucleotides long. Its product is annotated as histone H4. Gene Ontology annotation, molecular function: structural constituent of chromatin; protein heterodimerization activity; DNA binding. The record is from RefSeq and is a predicted model, not a curated record. The transcript has a single exon. Gene Ontology annotation, cellular component: nucleosome. Gene Ontology annotation, biological process: nucleosome assembly. The coding region runs from base 6 to 317 and encodes 103 amino acids. NCBI's taxonomy places the organism in Eukaryota, Metazoa, Chordata, Mammalia, Rodentia, Heteromyidae.
CGAAGAUGUCGGGUCGAGGCAAGGGCGGCAAAGGGCUCGGCAAGGGCGGCGCCAAGCGGCACCGCAAGGUCCUGCGCGACAACAUCCAGGGCAUCACGAAGCCCGCCAUCCGGCGCCUGGCCCGGCGCGGCGGCGUCAAGCGCAUCUCGGGGCUCAUCUACGAGGAGACCCGGGGCGUCCUCAAGGUGUUCCUGGAGAACGUGAUCCGGGACGCCGUCACCUACACCGAGCACGCCAAGCGCAAGACCGUCACGGCCAUGGACGUGGUCUACGCGCUCAAGCGCCAGGGCCGCACGCUCUACGGCUUUGGGGGCUGAGCGCGCCCCCGCCACACCCCCCCCCAAAAGGCCCUUUUCAGG